CUCUAGAAAUCUUAGUGUUUGUUAUGACACUUUCUCUCGCUGCAGCAUCAACAACUUUGGCUGAAAAUGGCAGCUAUAAGUUCACUAUCAAGUUCUCGAUGAAUUCGAGUAACAAUAGUAACUCAGAUGUGAGAUUUGGGCUAACAGUUGGAUCUACAAGUACUCCUCUGACAAAUCUCUAUUAUGCAACUGGAGCCUGAGUCAAUGUGGGAACUUCCAAUUAUCAACUCAGCACGACUAAUGCUACUUUAAAGGGUUUCGGAGUGGAAUGGAGAUGUGGCGCUUCUUGUUCAUCUUUAAGCACAGUCUACACAACUGUCGUUUACUAUGCUGGUAUGACAUGGGGACAAGAUACCUCACAUGUAGCGAGUGUAGCAACUGCAAGCACUAUUUCGACUCCAGCGGGAAGUAAUACUCACAGUGAUAGUGACAAGUCAGUAUAUUACACUUUGAGUGGAUUGACUCCUUCUCAGUUAGCAUCAACUGUAUACCUUCCAAACCAGACUGAGACUUGGUAUGUUAGAUGCUUCGGAGACUUCAACCAUGCGACUUCCAAAGGACUGGGUGGCGCUGUUGCAAACCUUGCAACCACGAUUGGAAAUGGAAAGAACCUUACGAUCAAAGGCAGUGGGUACCAAGUGGCUGCCAUCCUUGCUGUUUCAGGAUCCCUAAUCGCUUCCCUUGCUUAGGCGAGUAAUUGAGCUCCUAAAACUUGUCAUACAUCCUGAUUCUUACAUUAUCCAUUUUGUCUAUUGAGUAGUUGAUAGCAUGAAAGUGAGUACCUACAAGUAUCAAUCUGGGGUUAUAUUUCCACAUUUAUCUAAAUCUUUACUAAACUUUUUGCUAUAUGCAUCGAAGGCAUGAGUUUCUGCUAAUCCACGUUGAAAUACUCUUCAUAAUAGUCCAAGCACCUAAAACCUCAUUAAACAAUAUAUUCUGGGUCAGAUUUUGCCCAUUUAGUUAUCAAAUCAUGGCUGGUACUGGUCCAGGUGCUUCCAUGGUGCCAAAUACUGCUCAACCUCCCUUGGGCAUAUCCUUCCUGACUAAGGUUGGGGCUACAGUUACUUUUAUUGGGUUACUCACUCAUAUCUUUCAUUAAUAUUUAGAACUUCAAAAGUGAUGUCACUAUUUG
Molecule: messenger RNA, 1132 nt
Organism: Moneuplotes crassus
Lineage: Eukaryota; Ciliophora; Spirotrichea; Euplotida; Euplotidae
Source: the annotation of a GenBank genome assembly